AAAGAAAAAUGUAGCACAGAUAUUAAGAAGACUUGCCUCUAUGAGAAUUAUAUUUCACUAUACGAAGCUUAUAUUCUCCGAUUUUCAUCAUGGCGGUGGUAUGGAGAAGAGUUUUUACAGUUCUCGGUUUAGUUGGCUUGUGUUUUUUUGGAAUUCCAAUUAAAGUAGAUAAAAAUCCUGAAAUACAAAAAGAAGAGUUGUUCAAAGAAUUUUUACAAAGAUUUAACAAGUCUUAUUGUAUAAAUAAUAAAACAGAGUAUGCGAAGCAUUAUAAUAAUUUUAAGGAGUCAUUGAAGGUAAUUGAUGAAUUGAAUCAGGGCAGAUCAACAAAUCACAGUGCCCUUUAUGGCAUAACAAGAUACUCAGACUUGUCAAAAGAAGAGUUUUUACACCUUUAUUUGCAACCUAGGCUACAUGAUCACUUGCAUUUGAAGAAACAGAAGCAGAUUCAUAAUUCACAAAAAUAUUAUUUUGGUCUCAGCAAGAGAGCAUUGGUAGAUGACCUUCCCAUGCAUGUUGAUUGGAGGGAGAAGAAUGUGAUAACAGAGGUUCGUAACCAGAAGACAUGUGGAGCAUGCUGGGCCUUUAGUACUGCAGCAACUGUUGAAGCUAUGUAUGCGAUAAGGACAGGGAUACUACAUAAGUUUAGUAUCCAGGAGCUGAUUGAUUGUGCAGAAAAUGGUAAUUCAGGCUGUGAAGGUGGAGAUACAUGCAGUCUACUAGAAUGGUUGGUGGACAAGAAAAUUAAUAUUGUAUUGGAUAAUGAAUAUCCUUUAGUUUGGAGAACACAGACAUGCAAAUUAAAAGGAUCAGAACACGUUAUUAAAAUAGCUUCAAAUUUUUCAUGUGAAUAUUUGGUUGGUUCAGAAGAUGAGAUCUUGAAGCUUUUGGCUCAUCAUGGACCGGUCGCAGUUGCUGUCAAUGCUUUAAACUGGCAGAACUAUCUAGGAGGUGUUAUUCAGUUUCACUGUGAUGGGGGCCCUGAACACAUUAACCAUGCUGUUCAGAUUGUUGGAUAUAACCGAAGCGCCCCAGUUCCUCAUUAUAUUGUCCGCAACUCAUGGGGUGCUGAGUUUGGACAUAAUGGGUACCUCUAUAUAGCAAUUGGCAGCAAUCUUUGUGGUGUGGCUACAGAAGUAUCCACCCUUGAUGUCCUCUGAAGAAAUAUUAAUUUUUCCAUGACAUUGAUAUCAAUCUUGGAUUCAUUAUAAUAAUAUUUCAGUGAAAUUUUAUGUAAAUAAUUCUGUAGUUUUUAUCUUUUUUCUUGUAAAUAAUGUUAGCUUUUGAAGUUAUAUAAUUAUGAAUAUCUGCACUGUGUUCCUAUGUAUAUACAAGAAAAAUGAACAAGAUGUUCACGAAAACCCAAAGAUUAAAUUAAGCAUCCAUUUAUAGUGAUAAAGUGAUAGAUUUUGUCUUCCAUGUAAGGAAUUGAUUGAGUGACUAUCUUUAGGUUGUUAAAAGGUGCAAAUGAUUUCUUGGUGCUCAAAAGUUAAGCAGAUACAGUACAAUAAUGAAACAUUUUAUUUUUAUACUUUUUUCAUUGUGUCAUGUUUUUUAUAUAAAUGUGCAUAAAUUAACUUUGUUUUCCACACUGAUGUAACAAUAAAGUACUACAUGAUUAUUAUUUAAUGUAGGUGUUAAAUGUUGUUACAAAUUAAUUGGAAUUGUAUUAGACUUUUAAAAUGGCUAGUUUAUAUUUAUGCCUAUAAUAGUAUUAAAAUAAAGUGUGUUUGUUUUGUUUGGCUGUGUUAUUUAGUUUGUUGUUGGAUGGCAUGAAUUUCUUGAUGGAUAUUGUGUCUGCCAUUAGAUGUUUGUUCGAUACGGUAUGUUGUAAUCGGUUUGUGUGUUAAAUAGCUCCGAGUCUUUCUGAUUUACUUCAUUUUUUAGUGCAGCAGACCCUCCUUUGUGGGUUUGCUUAUUUGUGGAAAAAUUAUGUGUUAAUAUUUGUGCAUAUUAAAUAUAAUGUUUCAUUUGUG
Messenger RNA from Zootermopsis nevadensis, 1976 nucleotides. Its product is annotated as cathepsin O. Lineage: Eukaryota; Metazoa; Arthropoda; Insecta; Blattodea; Termopsidae. Gene Ontology annotation, biological process: proteolysis. Gene Ontology annotation, molecular function: cysteine-type peptidase activity. The record is from RefSeq and is a predicted model, not a curated record.